This is a messenger RNA of Triticum aestivum (bread wheat), 2547 nucleotides long. RefSeq lists its product as uncharacterized. The transcript is spliced from 5 exons. NCBI's taxonomy places the organism in Eukaryota, Viridiplantae, Streptophyta, Magnoliopsida, Poales, Poaceae. Bases 482 to 1012 code for a protein of 176 amino acids. The record is from RefSeq and is a predicted model, not a curated record.
GUGCUACGCGACAGCCAACUCACGUCGUAAAGAAAAUGCUCGGUUCAUCUCUAUCUACUUUUGUCGUUUUCCACUACCGCACCCCACGACCUUCCUCAUCCACUAACCACCGCCGCCGCCGCCGGUGUGCCGCCCGUGCACCUCGCCUCCUCCCUCGCGUCGCCUCCGAACCGCGCCAGCUCGCCGUCGCCGACCUCCCGCCGCGGAUCCCCGUCGCCACCCCAGCACGCCUCGCGUCUUCCAGCCAGCAUGCGCCGCCAUGAGCAGCAGCCCCCAACCUCCGGGCCCCGCCGCCGGGGAUCUCGCAGAUCAGCCGUGCUAGCAUCCCCACGAAGAAGCCCAUCGCACCGGCCCAGUUGUCCGUCAUGGAUGCAACCAACUUUCCCCAGGAGUAGCCAAGGUUUCGGGAGGAUGAUGGACGCCGUGAGAUCCUCUGUUUCAGGAGGAUGAUGGACGCCGCGAGAUCCUCUGUUUCAGGAGGAUGAUGGAUGCCGGCGAGAUCGUCCAUUUCGCCUCCCCGUCCUACGACCAGAUGAAUUGCGGCGUCCAGAUGUCAGCCAAGAAGGCGGCGUCAUUGUUACAAGACAAAAUGGUUGGUGAAGGAGAUAUGCCUGGUAGUGAAACAGAGGGUUCUCCAAAUAGGACCUCUCGGCGGGACUCAAAACGGGCUGCUAAGCGGAAUGAGCUGGCAUCUUCAGGCUUUUCUAGUUGCACAAGAUUAAAUGAUUUUGGUAGGGUUCACGAUGACGGUGAGGAGCUGAGGACAGAAGGGGCAUUGGACAUGGGGGGUGGAGAAACCGCGUUGCGGCGUGCGCCGCGCAACGAGCGCGGUGGGCACGGCGGUGUGUGUGUGCUGCUGGCCGCUGCCGGUGCCACACCCGUCCUGCCGGCUAAUCGUCUCAUCACGCCACGUCGCCUCUUUUCCUUCUAUAUAAUCUCUCUUCUCUUGGAGUCGCUGCUGCUUCUCGAGAAAGCCAUCUCUUUUUUUUCCGGUUUCUUUCUCCUUCCAUGAGGACACUGACCGUGGCCCUGUGGCAGUCAUUCUUCUUGCUUCCCAAGCUAGCCAGGUGGCCCUGUGGCAGUCAUUCUUCUUGCUGCCCAAGCUAGCCAGGGCUGCCUUGUGAAUCCAGGCGUGUGCGUCAAGCCGAGGUAAGGAGCUGCAAAUAUUUAUGUAUGUAAUAAUUUCACCAGAUCCUAACUGCUCGAUCCGUAGUUUAAUCAGCCAGCAGUUUCCUGCAACGAUGACGAGUAAACUAAUCACGGUGCUCGGCAUCAGCUUGUUUUGUGCAUAGGGUAGGCCGUACGGAAUAACCAACAGAAUGUACUUACUCCAGUAAGCAUGGUUAGCAAGUGGAGCAUUGUUAUGCGGCGCUGUGUGAACAGCAUUCAGUUGAUAACGUUGGAUACUGACUCGGCACGACGGCGACACUGUCCUGUCCUGCCUGGCACACAUGGACGCUCCUGUCGUCUUGCUCUCAUCGUUGCUUCAACACAAAGAAAAGGAAGAAAGAAAAGAGUCGUCGCCUCGUAGACGGGGAGUCAAAACGCGUUGUCAGACGUUGCUACGCCUUUGGCCUAUCUGGCCGUAUAUGUACGUAUGUAUGUAUGGAAUGGAGGUGGAUCGGCUUUCAGCAGAGGUGAGCUGGCCCAAAGGAUUCCAUAUUCCAUUCCCUUUAUCCGCAACCAGUCAUCAGUCAAUCACAUCAGUUGACUUGGUCAGUGGCCGGCCAAGAAUCAAUUAUUGCAGCAUCGCUGGGAGUUGCUACUACCCCUACUUGCAUCGCGAAUUUUGUUACGAAACUGCUCCACACACGGUAAUUAUGGACCCAUCCUUGCACGAUAAAUCAAUCCAGCGGCUGUCAACUCUUUAGUCCUAUAUAUGCAUGUAUGGUUCCAUCUUAAACAUAGCAGCGUUGUCAUCAGAAAGCACUCGCGUCAGUGGACUGGCUGACAUCUUCAUCUCAAAUAAACAUCUACGAGGUAAUAGCACCGCGGGUCUUUAAAAUUGUCCUCCAUUAUUUCGUCCUAGAACUUGUCAUGGAGGUGCAAGUUUGGUUCAUUCACAGCUCGCCAAGUGGAGCCAGGUCGGUUGGGCCGGUCAUCGCCGCGCAUUUUGCAAUUUGCCCACUGCCUAUAGCCCUUAUCAACUCGCACUACACCUUGUUGGCGUCGAAGGAAAUAUCAACUGAAUUGAUUUUGUCCCCCCUCCCUCCCCAAUCAUUCGUGUUGUUCCCGUCCACUUGUCCUCCUAUCUUCUCUGAUUUUGGUGUAAGUGCAUCUAGUGCCCCUUAGUGAUUUUGGUGUAUUGAAGACUUAUAGGUUAAGAGACUAAUAUGUUUGUGAGUUUACACGGGUUCUAUAAGUCUAUUAGGAGUUUGAUAUUUACGAUUAAAGUUGACCCCUAAAAAAUGAAUGUUUUGAGUUGAAGAUGAAAGUGUGUUAUAUCGACUAGAGGGGAGAGGGGGUGAAUAGACGAUUUUUACAAAUUCGUCACUGAGGAAAUUCAAGGUGAGGAAUUUCCUAAGUCACGAACAACUAGUAGCGGAA